AGCACUUGGGGUGCAUCAGUAUUUUAUGAAUGAACAUGUUGCAAAUGUCCUUUCACAGGAGGGUCCAACAAAGGUCCAGUAAUAACACAGUAUUAUGCAGGAAAAUAAAAUAACGCUUGAUCUAAAUCUUUUUGCAAUAAUUUUGGUAUUAAACUUAGACUAUAAGAGGAUGUAUCGGUUUGUCGAGGCAGGUGCUUUGUUAUAUUGUGAAAAGAUGCUCCCCGCAUUCAAAAUGGUACAGUCUCGGUUCAUUCAUAAAAUUCUGAGGGAAUAUAUAUAGGAGGGGCUUGUAUACCAGGCUUAUCAUUGACCAGGUUUAUAUAUAAACCUGGAAAAGGGAGACUGGAAUCAGGGAAGCAAGACUGACAGAGCGGAUCCCUGGUCAAUUUCUUUUCUUUUUUUUUCUUCUGGAAACGUGCCUACGUGGAGAAAUGAUCCUUAGCAAAGUCGGUGUGGAGUCUGUGUCACGCUGCAGUUCUGCAUCUCCUGCCGGGGAGCUGAUGGAGACCUCACAGGGCCCCGGGCCGGAUGGUGAGGCUCCCGUGGCUCCGUUUGUCCCCACAGUAACUGCGAUCUCCACCAGUCCAGACUUGCAGUGGAUGGUGCAGCCGACCAUCAUCACCUCCGUCUCCCCGUCUGCGACCAGACCUGAAACCGGAGAGACUGCAGCCAAGAGGAGUGGAGCCAAAGCGAAAAACGCUGCCAGGAAGGGAAAAGUCGAGCAGCUCACGCCAGAAGAGGAGGAGAAGAAGAGAAUAAGGAGAGAGAGAAAUAAAAUGGCUGCAGCAAAGUGCAGGAACAGACGGAGAGAGCUGACAGACACCUUGCAGGCUGAAACAGACAAACUGGAAGAAGACAAAGCAGCUUUGCAGGCAGAAAUAGCAAAUCUUCUAAAAGAAAAGGAGAGACUUGAGUAUGUUCUUGCUGCACACAAGCCUAUAUGCCAGCUGCCUGAAGAGCUGGAAAACAUUUUCCCAGAGUCACCACAGCCUCUCCCUUCAUCAGAGAUAUCUGGCCAACUUCCAGAGGAUGGUGCGCAGGACACCCCUUCUCUACAAGACUUGGAGACACCUUCUGUUCCACCCACAGCCAUUUCAGGCAAUUCGAAUAUCCUGCUGUGCUCCAGUGCAGAGGUCAAUCUGUGCGACCUUGAGCCAUCACUGGACGUCAAGGAGGAGCUGUUGGAAAAUAUCCUUAGCAGUGUGGAUGAGGACCGGAUCUCUGUGGAAAAAGCACGCUCAGUCCCUGACAUUGACCUUAAUGGCUCCCUAGGCUUCACAGACUGGGAAACCCUGUAUAAGUCUGUGGCCAACGAUCUGGAGCCUUUAAGCACCCCUGUGGUGAGUGCCUCCACCCCGACGUGCAGCAACUACCUGUCCAUCUUUACGUUUGCCUGUCCAGAGCUGGACUGUCUUACUGAGGAAAUGGAUGGCUGCAAAAGUGGGCUAUCCAAAUCUGAUACCGGUGUGGAUCUUCUAAACUCCCCUACACUCCUGGCAUUAUAAAUAUCGAUUAUAAUUGUUGAUAUAAAUCCAAACAAAAAGGAAGGUUUCACAAUCUCAAUUACUAGAUAUCGCUGUGUUGUGAUAUCCGAGAAGAGCGGUAUUGAUAUGAAGCCGGUAGCAUCCACAAGAUGUGUAAUGCGACUAGGAAAGACCUCAUUUACCCUCUUCCAGAUACUCUUGAUGUAGCUAAGAGCAUGAAAAUAAAUCUAUGAAAUCCUAUCCUAUGGACAGUUAUGAACUGUAUUCUGAUUCAAAAAGCAUGCACAAAGAUCUAAUAUAAAAUAAUAUAUAUAUAAAUGAAUAUAUAUAUGUAUGUAAGAGUUUUAUAUCUGUUUGAUCUUCUGUGAGGUCUUCUGUAAGCUACAGUAUAUUGUGCACUGUUCGCUGUGCAGUUUUGUGUUUUUUGAUGGCAAUAGUUUAUCAAUGUUGUGCUUUAGUACAUAUUCUUGACAGUUCUUACAUACCUCAGUGUCAUCAUGCAGUCUGUGUUAUGACAUCAUUAAUAAUGUUUAGAGUUUUCCAUGAAAACAUCGAGUGGUAUAUCAAUCAAAAUGUAUUUUAUGAUACUUUAUUUUUCUACCUUAUAACUUUUUGACUUGUGCAUCAGAUGAAGAGUUAAAUGAGCACUGAUUUCUUAUGAAUUAAUAA
Messenger RNA from Hemibagrus wyckioides, 2153 nucleotides. It is a transcript of the gene fosaa, whose product is annotated as v-fos FBJ murine osteosarcoma viral oncogene homolog Aa. The transcript has 4 exons. Gene Ontology annotation, cellular component: nucleus. Gene Ontology annotation, molecular function: DNA-binding transcription factor activity, RNA polymerase II-specific; RNA polymerase II cis-regulatory region sequence-specific DNA binding. Bases 432 to 1505 code for a protein of 357 amino acids. Gene Ontology annotation, biological process: regulation of transcription by RNA polymerase II. NCBI's taxonomy places the organism in Eukaryota, Metazoa, Chordata, Actinopteri, Siluriformes, Bagridae. The record is from RefSeq and is a predicted model, not a curated record.